Molecule: messenger RNA, 330 nt
Organism: Cryptosporidium muris RN66
Lineage: Eukaryota; Apicomplexa; Conoidasida; Eucoccidiorida; Cryptosporidiidae
Exons: 1
Coding region: 1-330 (109 amino acids)
Source: RefSeq, a predicted model, not a curated record
AUGGCAGGAGAUAAAAGAAAACGAGAUAUAGAAAAUGAAAAUGCAGAUUCUGAGAAUAGUGAAGUAGAGAUAACAAAUAAGAAACAUUCACACCAAGAUGAUGAUAACUUUGAUGGUCUACCUGAAGAAGAAGAGGAUUAUGAAGAUGAAGAUGAUGAAGGUGGUGAUGAUGAAGGGGAUGAUGAUGAUGAUGAAGAACAAGAAUUUGAUGAGGUAGAAGAUAAUGAGGAAGAAGAGGAAGAAGAGGAAGAAGAAGAGGAAGAAGAAGAGGAAGAAGAAGAAGAGGAGGAAGAAGAAGAGGAAGAAGAAGAGGAAGAAGAAGAUGAAUGA